AUUUAUAACUUCUUUUGUGGGCUACUCUGAUUUAAAAGCAGACUACUGGUUUAUCAGAGCACAGACAGAAGUGACCUAACACUACAAACAAAAUGCAGCUUUUAGCUUCAGCUCUUUUUCUAACACUACUGCAGUGCUCUACUGCCCAAAAUGAAACAAGUAUUACCCCUGCAGACUGUGAUACUGUUGAAAUAGAGGCAGCAGUGGCCCUGGAUUUGGUCAACAGACAUCGCAGAGAUGGCUACGUUUUUGGUUUAUUGCGUGUUGUUGGCGCACAUGAGCAACAUAUAGGAUAUUCAUCAAUCCUUUACUUAACUUUGGAUGUGCUGGAAACCAAAUGCUCAGUAUUAUCUGGAAGACGUUGGGAGGCUUGUGAAUACAGCGAUACAUAUUCCCUGGUCUUUGGGCAAUGUAAGAUUAUCACAUAUACAAGCCAGCUGCUGAAAAAAAAACAUCAACUCUAUGGAUUUAAUUGUACAGUAAGUCCAGUUCCUCCAGAUUUACUAGAGUGCAACGACUGUCCUAUAAAAGUUGAAGUCUUAGAAGUCACUGUGCAACACAAAGAUAUUGCUGCAAAGGCCUUGGAAAAAUACAAUAGUGAAGGUAACCACACAAACUACUUCAACGUGGACAAAGUUGAAAAAAUUUUACAGAUGACUGGCUCCAGUGAAGGUCACAUUUUAGAAUUCUCCAUAAAAGAGACCAACUGUUCCAAAUCUGCACAACAUACAGAUAUGCAAUUGGAAUGUGAUUUUCUAGAUGACUGGCACGCUCAAGUGGGAUUCUGCCAUGCAACAAUUAGUGCUUCAGAAGAAUCUAAUGGAACUGAUAUAAACUGUGAACUCUACCAUCCCUGGCAGCGUCACUAUGGACAAAAAUGCAGAUAUCCACCUCUACAUCAGCCACACAGGCAUCCCCAUCCCCAUCAUCGUUUUGGUCACAGGUAUCAUCACAAGCAUAGCUCUCCACCUCCUCCUCGCUUCAUACCUGAAGACUCUGAGCAUCACCACGAUUUCAAUGAAGAACACCAAGGCAGCCACGAAGGACCUCCUCCUCCCCCCCAUCAAGGUGGGGAACAUCACCACCAUCAUCCGCCACACCAUCUCCAUCUUCCUCCUACCCAAGAGGAAGCACAUCACCUCCCUCCCCCUCGUCCCGAUGAUGAACCACACAUUCCUCCUCCUCCCCAAGAGGAACAACAUCACCCCCCUCUUCCUCCCCACCAUCGACCACAUUGUUCUCAUCCUGCUCUCCACCAUCAUGGACCACAUCCUCAUCCUCCUCCUCCCCACCAUGGACCACACUGCCCUCCUCCUCCCCACCAUCAUGGACCACAUCCUCAUCCUCCUCCUCCCCACCAUGGACCACACUGCCCUCCUCCUCCCCACCAUCAUGGACCACAUUACCCCCAUAGACCACACUGCCCUCCUCCACCCCACCAUGGACCACACUGCCCUCCUCCUCUUCCUCCCCACCAUCAUGGACCACAUCCUCAUCCUCCUCCUCCCCACCAUGGACCACACUGCCCUCCUCCUCCCCACCAUCAUGGACCACCUUACCCCCCUCCUCCUCCUCCAGGACACCCUCCUUAUCCUCAUCAUCACUAUUACAAACGUCACUGCAACAAGACAAGCCCACCAGGAAAGCACUUCCCAUCCCAAAUAAUAGGAGCUGUCUAUCGCAUUCCAGUUCUAAAUCGGCAGGACUCUCUCACACUUCCCACUGCGAACUUUCUUGAGUUCCUAUCCCAAAGUGGCCAUCACUUCUCCAGCACUGGUGAGGGUACUCCCUUUACUAGUUCAAAUCUAGAGAAGACAUCAGGAAAUCAUCAUUUUCCCUAUCAUCCUUCUCAAUCAAAAUCAUGCCCAGGAAAACCCAGACUUCAUCUGCCCCAAAUUUUGCCUUUAUUUCCACAUAGAUCCAUGGCAGAAACUUCUCCUAAAUGACCUUGAAGGAAGGUGUUUUUGGCUUGAGAGUUGGAGGACAGAUGACAGUUGUACAAUGAACAAAAACAGCAUGCAGUGGAGGGGGAAAAGUGUGCAAUUUCUAGGGAGUGAGAAGCACUGAAUAUAAUCACAAUUAAGACAAGUAUUCGAACCUGCCUCCUGAUUCCAGCUAUCUCAGUCUCCACUGUAACUGAAAGGAUCAAAAUUCUGACACCCUUAACUCAUGUGAACGGGUGCAAAUCUCCCUUGUAAACAAUGCACCUCUAGUUCUAACAAAAAGGAAAAUUCUCCAAUAAU
This is a messenger RNA of Struthio camelus australis, 2243 nucleotides long. It is a transcript of the gene HRG, whose product is annotated as histidine rich glycoprotein. The record is from RefSeq and is a predicted model, not a curated record. Gene Ontology annotation, biological process: heme transport; negative regulation of endopeptidase activity; regulation of platelet activation. NCBI's taxonomy places the organism in Eukaryota, Metazoa, Chordata, Aves, Struthioniformes, Struthionidae. Gene Ontology annotation, molecular function: heparin binding; cysteine-type endopeptidase inhibitor activity; serine-type endopeptidase inhibitor activity. Gene Ontology annotation, cellular component: extracellular region; blood microparticle; endolysosome.